AUGGCUCGAGUUUUAACAAUUAGUGAUACUGCUUCAAAAGAUAAAUUAAAAGAUUUAAGUGGUCCCACUAUUAUUGAGUUAUUAUCAACAUCAACAUCCUCAAUAUCAGAAAAAUAUAAAAACCAAUUUAACAUUGCCAACAAAGAAGUUGUACCAGAUGAUUUUACUGAAAUACAAAAGGUGGUAAUUCAAUGGUGUGAUAAGGAGAAACUUGAUGUUGUGCUGACGACAGGUGGUACAGGAUUUGGUGUCAGAGAUAUUACACCAGAAGCUAUACAACCUUUAUUAAAUAAAACAUCACCUGGGAUAACUCAUUUAUUGAUCUCAUCAUCACUUCAGAAAACACCAUUUGCAGCCUUAAGUAGACCAAUUAGUGGUAUACGUGGUGAGACAAUUGUCAUAACAUUACCUGGUAGUCCUAAAGCUGUAAAAGAAAAUUUGGAAGCCAUUAUAAACAUCUUACCUCAUGCAAUUGAUUUAGUUAAAGGUGGCACUGGUGAAAAUGUUCAUACAAAAUUAACUGGUAAUAGUGGUGGUGGUCAUGAUUGUUCACAUAAUCAUAAUUAUGAUGAUAAACAGAAAACAAUUAAACCUGAUUUACUUUCAUGCCCUGUCACAAAACGUCAACGCAAAUCACCAUACCCAAUGAUUUCAGUUGAAGAAGCAUUGAAAAUCAUUGAAAAUGAUGUUCAAGAACUAUCAAAAGUUGUUAUAACUGUUCCUGUCAAUGAAAAUUUGAUUGGUUAUGUUUUUGCAGAAGAUGUUUUGGCAAAUGAAAAUGUUCCAGGGUAUCGUGCUUCAACUGUCGAUGGAUAUGCUGUUAUUACAAGUGAUGGACCAGGAAUUUAUCCUGUUGUGGGAACUUCUAUUGCUAGUGGUAUUGGAUCAGAAAAAUUGAUGAUAAAAUCAGGUCAAAUUGCUAGAAUCACAACUGGAGGACCUGUUCCUAAUGGUGCUAAUGCUGUUGUUAUGGUUGAAGAUACUUCUCUUGUUAAAGCAUCCGAAGAUAAUCUGACUGAACAAUCUGUGGAGAUCCAUGUUCAAGUAAAUGAAAUGGAAAAUAUUAGAGAGAUUGGAUCAGACACCAGUAUUGGUAUGAUUGUUGCUAGAAAAGGUGAAUUGGUGUCAGCUGUAGGUGGUGAGAUAGGUGUUUUGGCAUCAGUAGGAGUUAAAGAAGUAAAAGUUUAUAAAAAAAUGGUGUUUGGAAUAUUGUCCACUGGUAAUGAAGUGAUUGAUUAUAAGGACACAAAUGAACUAAAAUAUGGGCAAAUACGUGAUAGUAAUCGACCUACACUUUUGUCAAUUGCAAAAGCUAUUGGAUUUGAAGUUUUUGAUUUUGGGAUUGCUGUAACUGUAAUUGUUGUUGUAAUUGUGGCUGAUUUUGUUGUAUUUUUAUUUGCAUCUGUGGAACUUGUGUAUGUGUGA
This is a messenger RNA of Entrophospora sp. SA101, 1425 nucleotides long. NCBI's taxonomy places the organism in Eukaryota, Fungi, Glomeromycota, Glomeromycetes, Entrophosporales, Entrophosporaceae. The record is from the annotation of a GenBank genome assembly.